Molecule: messenger RNA, 1922 nt
Organism: Athalia rosae (coleseed sawfly)
Lineage: Eukaryota; Metazoa; Arthropoda; Insecta; Hymenoptera; Athaliidae
Product: cytochrome P450 4C1-like
Exons: 12
Coding region: 138-1712 (524 amino acids)
Molecular function (GO): oxidoreductase activity, acting on paired donors, with incorporation or reduction of molecular oxygen; monooxygenase activity; iron ion binding
Source: RefSeq, a predicted model, not a curated record
UUCCAAGCUACGAAGCUACGAAGAAGCUACGAAGAUUUUUAGCGUGUGUGAUCUUUCCCGUUGACUAAUACAUUCAGUAACAACUUGCACUCUUGCCUCCAUCAUCGAUCAAGUUAAUUCGUUAAGCUAAUGGGAAAAUGACGAUUGAAAUGCACAAGGGCCAGAUUGAUCUGCCGUCCGCCAUCGAAAUUGAAAGUUUAUCAGUUUUCUGGAAAUGUUCGAUAGUGGGUUUCUUACUGACUGCAUGCGGCUUGUUACUUGGAGUAUCGCUAUCAAAGAGAGUCCGAAACUGGCGGCAGAAGCGAUUCAAAUUUCUGAAAUUAGCAGCAAAGUUGCCGGGACCACCGGCGCUUCCUCUCAUUGGAAAUGCGCUUUACUUCGCCUGCGGAUCUGAUGAAAUUCUGCACAGGAUUGUCGACCUUUGCAAGACUUACGAUUCACCGACUCGGUUCUGGCUGGGACCAAAACUUUACGUAAUUAUAACGAAACCCGGCGAUAUCGAAGUGAUUUUGGGCAGCGCUAAAGCGACGCAUAAAGACGACGUCUAUCGUUUCAUGGAGCCCUUCAUUGGGCAGGGUCAAAUGUCGGGUUCAGGUCCGACGCAUCGAGCUCACAGAAAAGUGAUCAUGCCAAUGUUGAACGGAAAAGUGCUCGAUACGUUCGUAGAAUACUUUGAUCGUCAGAGUCGUUGCUGCGUUAAGGAAUUAGAGAAAGUCGUAGACACUGGGGAAUUCGACAUCUAUCCGUUCAUGGAGCAUUGUACUAUUGAUAUCAUUUUAGAAACCGUGAUAGGUACUCCCGGUACGACGCAGCAGCAAGAAUAUAAACACCUGGUCGAAGCGAACAGAAGCGUGUACAAGAGCAUUCACUCGAGGAUAAUGAGGCUGUGGUUACAUCCGGAUUGGAUCUAUGCGCGUACCAAUUACGGCAAAGAGCAAAGUAAAGCGAAGAAAGUGAUUCACGGAUUCACCGAAAACCACAUCGCUCGAAAGCGGAAAGAGCAUCACGCUGUGCAAAGGGGUUUUGUUAUACCCGAUAGACCUCGACUGAUGUUACUAGAGCAACUGAUAGCUCAUGUUGAGCAGACCAACCUCAUGAACGACGUACAACUCAGAGAUGAAGUAUACACAUUAUUCACAGCGGCACAAGACACUGCGACCGUUGCCAGUUCUUUCGCAUGUCUGAUGCUCGGUAUGCACUCAAAAAUUCAGGAUAAGGUACGCGCAGAGCUUCGUGAAGUGUUGGAAGAAAAUACUCUGACUGCGGAAGACCUUCCCAAACUGACGUACCUCGAGAUGGUUAUCAAAGAAACUCUUCGUCUCUUUCCUAUCGGGCCGAUAAUCGCGCGGAAACUGAUGGGCGAAGUAGACAUGGAAACAUGUACAUUGCCAGAGGGUUGUUCAGUCGCAAUAUUCGCAUACCAAACCCACCGUGAUCCGAGGUACUGGUCGAAUCCCGAUAAAUUUGAUCCGGACAGGUUCUUAGCGGAAAAUUCAGUGGGCAGGCAUCCCUACGCGUACAUACCAUUCAGCGGUGGUCUCAGGGGUUGCAUCGGACAAAAGUAUGCCAUGAUGUGUGUGAAAACUAUCAUGGCGAACAUCGUACGAAGAUAUCGAUUGAAUUGCAACGGUUCUUUGGAAAGCCUCAAGCUGACGACUGACAUCUCCAUUCGGUCCAUCGAUGGCUAUAAAAUAUCGAUCACCAGAGUUUGAUAUCCGAAAUAUCUUACAGUAAAUGAUCAUGAAAUGGUGAUGGAGAUAUUAAUUAAAGGCAUCACCCAUCUUGUGAUUGCAUAUUUUCGAAGAGCGUGUGGCGCAUCUAAUUCCAAGCAUGUAUCGGCUUCCGAUUGUAAAAUGUACAUAAGGUAGUGAAUUUCAUGUAGAUAUAGUUUCGGUGUAAAACAUAAACAAAUAGGAAAAAUC